Molecule: messenger RNA, 1405 nt
Organism: Lepidothrix coronata (blue-crowned manakin)
Lineage: Eukaryota; Metazoa; Chordata; Aves; Passeriformes; Pipridae
Product: carnosine N-methyltransferase 2
Exons: 8
Coding region: 162-1133 (323 amino acids)
Molecular function (GO): N-methyltransferase activity
Source: RefSeq, a predicted model, not a curated record
CGCGGCGCGGGCGGCAGGUGGACAUGCUGACCUAGGGGCUGACCCCCGGCCCCGUGCCCAGCUGCUGUGUCACAGAAGCACAGAGUAUUCUGAGCUGAAAGGGACCCACGAGGAUCAUCAAAGUCCAACUCCUGUGUCCCUGGACAGCAUCCACCCCGACAAUGGACGCGGCCCCGGAGGCGAAGAGGAAUAGUUUCCCCAGCAUGAACUUUGAAGCAGAGAUUCUGACAACUCCACACGAUAAUUCAGAGCUGUAUACGACGAUCCCUUCCAUGAGAAGCCUCACAGCUGAGGAGUAUGUGGAGGCCUUUAAGACAUUUUUGGAUCAUUCAACAGAGCACCAGUGCAUGGACGAGUUCAACAAGGAACAACUGCCCAACAUCAUGUCUGGUCUUGGCCAUGGAAAAUCGACUAUAAAUGUUCUGGGAGUUGGAAGUGGCACAGGUGAGCAGGAUUUGAAAAUGAUCAGGAUACUGCAGGCUGUGCACCCAGGGGUCCUUAUUGACAACGAAAUCGUAGAGCCCAACCCGCAGCACGUGGCAGCUUACAAAGAGUUGGUGAAUCAAGCUCCAGACCUGCAGAAUGUCUCUUUUAUUUGGCACCAGCUCACUUCCUCAGAGUACGAACAGCAGGUGAAAGAGAAAGGCACGCAUAAGAAAUUUGACUUCAUCCAUAUGAUCCAGAUGCUGUACCGUGUGGAGGAUAUUCCCAAUACUAUCAAGUUUUUCCACAGCUGCCUCGACCUUCAUGGUAAACUCCUGAUCAUAAUUUUAUCGGACAGCAGCGGGUGGGCCAGCUUAUGGAAGAAAUACAGGGACUGCCUGCCUUCCACCGACAGCGGCCACUACAUCACCUCCAGCGGCAUCACGGAUGUCCUGAAGAGACUCGGAGUCGAAUACCGCGUGUACGAGUUCCCGUCGGGAUGGGAUAUCACCGAGUGCUUCGUCGAGGGGGACGCAGUUGGCGGCCUCAUGAUGGAUUUCCUGACGGGGACGAAAGACUUCCUGGGCACGGCGCCGCCGGCGCUGCGGCAGCGGCUGCGGGAGGCUCUGUGCCAGCCCGAGUGCAGCAGCACCAAGGACGGCAGGAUCAUCUUCAGCAACAACCUGAGCAUGAUCGUGGUGGAGUCCUAAAGCCGGACUGACUGCAGAGGGCAAGCUGGGGUGGGGAUGAGGAUGAUGCAGUGACAGGAAAGUGUAGCAUAGAAAGAAGGUGACUCACAGCAAGAAGGCAAGAAAGUGGGGCUCAGCUGCAGCCUACCACUGCCAGCCAGUGUCAGCAGAGCUGCCCGCCACACUGGGACGAGCUCCUUGUCCUGAUGAGGUCACCAGGUCCAAGAUUACACCCUGGCUACUUAGUCCAUCCCUAGGAGAAUAUUUUCCAGAAAGUAAAGAGCUCCAUCUCA